CUCUGGCAGUUAAUCUUCAACUCGGUGGUUAAAUAAAGACGAGCUCAAAGUACCGAGUCAUAGUAUUCAGUCACAUAUUGCAUACAGUCUGCAGGCACACUGCUGGAGCAACAUGGCUGUGCGGCUCUUUGAGGGGAAAGAUCAUGCAGCGGCUUACCUGCAGUACAGAGUGGCACCCCAGGAGCUGGUCAGCACAGUUAUGAACUUUAUGGAGAAAAGGACACCAAAACCAUUCAACUUUGCACUGGAUGUAGGCUGUGGAUCGGGGCAAGGGACGACCCUUUUGGCUCCAUACUUCACCAAAGUGGUUGGAACCGACGUCAGCCCCGUCCAGAUAGAGACAGCGCAAGCCAAUAAGAACCCUCCAAAUGUCUCAUACAGGCAGUGUCCAGCAGAAGAGCUACCAUUUGCAUCUGGAGAGGUGGACCUUUUGAGUGCCAUGACAGCAGCUCAUUGGUUUGAUCACCAGCGGUUCCUCAAGGAGGCUGACAGGGUGCUGAAGCCUGGAGGCUGCCUGGCUCUCCUUAGCUACACCAUGGACAUGGAGCUUGAGUAUGGAGACAUCUCCAGCACUCUCAAUGACAUAUGCAAAGAGUUUUAUGGUGCCCUGCUUCCAUUCCGAGAUCCCUACAUUGGAAAAUCCUCUAAGAAGAUCUACCUAGACAUGUUCAACUCCUGCUCUUACCCAGACAAAGAGUGGAACGAGUGCCUGCAGACGAAAAGAACCCUGCCAUUGAGUCAAUAUAUUGGCAUGGUGGAGACCUUCUCCAGCUACCAGAAACUGAAGAAUAAGGACCCCGCUGAGGCCAAACAUCUCUCUGACCAUAUCAGGAACAAGUUGAUGUCUGCAAUGAAGGUGUCCUCUCCUAAGACAGAAGUCACGAUGAUUAUGCAUUAUUUCUACUGGCUGGCUUGCAAACCUUGAUCACUCAGAAUGCAUGAAUCCUGUUUAGGAUUGCUUUCCAAGGUUUUUUAGCUCGUCACCACUUAAAACAAACAACUGCCUUGUUAGACCCUGAUUUUUAUUAAAGAUUUUAACUCUAACAGAGUGCAUUAGCAAUUUUUUUUGUUAUUUUUUAAUUGUUUAGACCUACUGAUGAGCGCCGUGUUGUACAAGCCUCACAGCGCUUCCUUUUUUUUUUAAUCUCUUUCUGAAAAUGCAAAUCAGAAUUUUCUAUUAAUAUUAACUCGAAUCUGAAUGAAAUGAAGCUGCUCUCAAGUUAAUUUUAGACUACUGACUAUCAACUGCCUUAUAGAAAAUCUGAGAGUGAACAGUAGAUGGAGCCAUUUUGUUGUAAUGAAGUCCAUGAAAAUCUCGUGUGCAAUCUUAAAAUCUUGAGUUUGACAAGUAUUGAGUGCACUUUUGUUUCUUUUUGUAAUAAGUGAACUGCAGUAAAAAAAAAUGUUUCUUUAAGUGAUGUGAAACCUCUGUGUACUGUAAUGAUAUGAAAUGUGAAGUUUAUGAAUAUGUAAGUACCCCAGCCUCUAUUUUCAAAUUACAAGUUAUUGAAGUAUA
Messenger RNA from Haplochromis burtoni (Burton's mouthbrooder), 1516 nucleotides. RefSeq lists its product as uncharacterized. Bases 113 to 925 code for a protein of 270 amino acids. Lineage: Eukaryota; Metazoa; Chordata; Actinopteri; Cichliformes; Cichlidae. Gene Ontology annotation, molecular function: S-adenosylmethionine-dependent methyltransferase activity. The transcript has 6 exons. The record is from RefSeq and is a predicted model, not a curated record.